Molecule: messenger RNA, 2001 nt
Organism: Plutella xylostella (diamondback moth)
Lineage: Eukaryota; Metazoa; Arthropoda; Insecta; Lepidoptera; Plutellidae
Source: RefSeq, a predicted model, not a curated record
AUAUUAUUCGUCAUUGUAUUCAACUCACUUUGUAUUGAUUAUUUUAUUUUAUUUUAUGUUCUUUAUUUGCUUGUAUUCUAUAAGAUUUUACUUACUAGUUACUAAAUAUUAAACCAAUAUUAAAGUUAUAACCAAUACAAAAUGGACGAAACAGAUAUUUUAAACCUUGAUAGUGAAUUCCGUCGAUACAAACAAAUAGUGCAGCCUUACCUGGCCCAAGUGAUUGAACAAAACAUAAUUGAUGUUUGCAGCGAUUGGCUACAUCGCCUUUCAAAUUGCUCAAACGAGGAAAAGGUACUGCGGAAUAAAUAUAUUUUCACUUUGUGCUACCAACUCGCCAAAGGUAUACUCGAUGAGCCUUUCUUGAAACCCCCUCCUCGCGACAAAUUGGAACCAUUUGUUGAAGCUGACAGCACAAUCGCCAGCGCUGACUCGGACUACGGAGAAGAAGGAACGGAUUUCAAUAGCCAUAAAGGCGGCAUGCCACUUUCUCAACAAGACACUAAAUUCGUGAUAAAAGAAACUGGCUACAAUGAAAAUAAUAACGGAUCUUGUGAAACUUUUAGAAAAGACGUUUUUGGUGACUUUGAUUUCGACAGCUGCAACCGGCCUUCGACAGCAGUUAAAGAUUCUACGUAUUUCCACGAGUUUCGAGUCACUAAUUUAAUUUUGAAGCUAAGAGAGAUCAAAAAGCAUAACGUCCUAUUGCAUGAAGAACUUGAAGCACUGAAAAAAGAAUCAGUAGCCAAAACAUAUUCUAAAGACAGUAUAAAUUUGCAGACAAUUAUGAGUUCGCAUGCUUACAACGAGUCAGGUAGUGUAGUAUCAAUGAAAUCUUUGAAAGAAAAAUAUAAAGAAAUGCAAGAAUAUAGAAAGACGUUGAUAAACAGAAUAAGUCACUUACAAGAUAGACUAGAACAACUAGAUAAUGAGAAGUUACAAGAAAUUAAUAAUAUACGGGCAAACCACCAACUUGAAAUUAUAAAUGUAAAAACUGAACUUAAAGAAAAGUAUGAAACUUCAAUGGCGGAAAUGAAAAAUAAAUAUGAAGAUUUAAAAACUAAAUUGGAAGAAAAGUGCCGAGAAUUAGAUAAAAAUACUAAAAUUUUGGAUGAAAAAGAUUUGGAAGUAACAAAAUUAAAAAACCAGGUAAAAGAUUUGGAUCAAAAUUUACUAUCAGCUAAAGAAAAGUGCUUCGAGGUCACCGGAAAUACAUCGGAAAUAGACAGUUAUAAACAAAAGAUACGUCAGUUAGAAAAGAAAGUAUCUCGAAUGGAAAAGUGCAAAAAUAAAUUUACAAGGGCGUACGAGACUAAAGUAGCUUUACAUAAUCGAGAGAAAUGUCUGACUGAUUACGCGCUGCAACUUCAGAUGAUCAGACAAAGAGCACAAGUGGUUCAUGACAUUACUGAAGAAAGUGGUACAGAAGUCAGCAGUGUUCUGGACAAGCUGGAAACAAAGUACAGGGAAAUCGUUGCAAACAUGCAAGCAACGGCCAUUCAGCGUAGAAUACAGGACCAAAAAUCUUUAGAUAAUAUCUUGAAAGCAUCAUUUGGAUUUAUUCCGACCGAACAUCUAUUUCAAGCGAGUGACUCCAUCCCAGGAUCAAAUAACCAUCGGGCGCCACCACAGCCAAUGAGAAAUCCAAACAAUGAUAGUAACCUGAGCUAUAACAAUGAACUCUCAUCUUUAAUGCGAGGGGGCAAGGCCAGUAAUAUUAUGAAUGAUGCUAAUAAUUCGCUAGAUGAGGACAACGCUUCGUUGGGAUACUGUUUGAAUAACGAACGACUGGGAGAAGUGUUCGGGAAGGUUUACAUUCCUCAAAGAGACACCGGAGACCACAAAUAGUUGGCGAUCCAUCACAUACAAUGUAAGUUUGGCAAGUUUCUCACUUCAAACUGAGAUCUAGUGUCUCCGUUUCGUGUUUUGAUGUCAAGUUUGGUGUGAAAUCUAAGUUGUUGCAAAAUUUGUUGUGAACAAUAAAGUUUCGAGAUUUAAGAG